UUUUUCAAAAACUGAUAUUCCUUGGAAACAUUCUAUUUCAUCAAACAAGAGCCAUAAAUAUUAGGGCCGGAAAAUCCUUCAUAGUUUUACUGACAUAAAGAAAAGAACCUUCUGUAUUGAUGAGCCUGUGUCUUUAUAUGUUACAUCCAUGGGUGCUAUUAACCUCAGUGUUCUCUGUAUAUUUCAGACAUUAAUCUUACCAUGGGGGAUUGGAACUUAUUGGGUGGAAUCCUAGAGGAAGUUCACUCCCACUCAACCAUAGUGGGGAAAAUCUGGCUGACCAUCCUCUUCAUUUUCCGAAUGCUGGUACUUGGUGUGGCUGCUGAAGAUGUCUGGGAUGACGAACAGUCAGCAUUUGCCUGCAACACCCAGCAGCCAGGUUGUAACAAUAUCUGUUAUGAUGAUGCUUUCCCUAUCUCUUUGAUCAGGUUCUGGGUUUUACAGAUCAUCUUUGUGUCUUCUCCCUCUUUGGUGUAUAUGGGCCAUGCACUUUAUAGACUCAGGGCCUUUGAAAAGGAGAGGCAGAGGAAAAAGUCACAUCUUAGAGCUCAGAUGGAGAACCCAGAGCUUGACUUGGAUGAGCAACAAAGGAUAGAGAGAGAACUGAGGAGGUUAGAGGAGCAGAAGAGGAUCCAUAAAGUCCCUCUGAAAGGAUGUCUGCUGCGUACUUAUGUCUUACACAUCUUGACUAGAUCUGUGCUGGAAGUAGGGUUUGUAAUAGGCCAAUAUAUUCUCUAUGGGUUUCAAAUGCAUCCCCUUUACAAAUGCACUCAACCUCCAUGCCCCAAUGCAGUGGAUUGCUUUGUAUCCAGGCCUACAGAGAAGACCAUUUUCAUGCUCUUUAUGCACAGCAUUGCAGCCAUCUCUUUGUUCCUCAAUGUACUAGAAAUAUUUCAUCUGGGAAUCAGAAAAAUCAUGAAGGCACUUUAUGAGGAAUCCAGCAAUGAGGGCAUUGAGGAUGAAAGAGGUCCUCCAUUCCAUUUGAAAAAAUAUUCAGUGGCCCAACAGAGUAUGAUUUGCUCUCCCUUGCCUGAAAAAAUCUCUCUACUUCAAGCCAACAAUCAACAACAAGUCAUCCAACUCAAUGUGCCAAAGUCUAAAACCAUGUGGCAAAUCCAACAGCCCAGGCAAUUUGAGGUAGACCCUUGUAGUAAAAAAGACUGGGCUGAGAAGGAUCAGCACAGCGGACAGCUCCAUGUCCACAGCCCAUGUCCCUGGGAUGACGAUGCUAGGAUUCAGCACCUUGGACAGCAACCAGACCAUUCUUCCUUUGGCCUGCAAAAUACACCGUCCCAGUCCUGCUUAGGUACAACCACAGCUCCUAGACACUGUCCAUCCUAUACAAUAGGAACCUGGGAGCAGCCCCAGGACCCGCGAUCCUCAGGAGAGCCUCUCACAGAUUUUCACAGUCACUGCAGAGACAGCGACGGCAGCGUGAGAGAGAGUGGGGUCUGGACAGACAGAUCUCGCUCUGGCAGUCGCAAGGCCAGUUUUCUGUCCAGAAUACUGUCUGAAAAGGGACAGCUGCCCAAUGACUCAGGAAGCUCCAGUUCUCGGAAUAGCUCUUUCUUGGACUUUCCGCACCGGGAAGACAGCCCCUCGCUUCUACCUUCAGCCACUGGGCACAGAACAUCAAUGAACAUGCUUCUAGAACUUUCAUCUAUUAUGAAAAAAUAAUGCAUGUCUGGGGCCAGAAAAACGGA
Diceros bicornis minor is the source of this 1703-nucleotide messenger RNA. It is a transcript of the gene GJA10, whose product is annotated as gap junction protein alpha 10. Gene Ontology annotation, biological process: cell communication. The transcript is spliced from 2 exons. The record is from RefSeq and is a predicted model, not a curated record. The coding region runs from base 202 to 1677 and encodes 491 amino acids. Gene Ontology annotation, cellular component: connexin complex. Lineage: Eukaryota; Metazoa; Chordata; Mammalia; Perissodactyla; Rhinocerotidae.